Messenger RNA from Pogona vitticeps (central bearded dragon), 1950 nucleotides. NCBI's taxonomy places the organism in Eukaryota, Metazoa, Chordata, Lepidosauria, Squamata, Agamidae. The record is from RefSeq and is a predicted model, not a curated record.
UAGAAGAGGCAGCCCAUGAAGCCUUGGGCAAGCUGCAUAGUUCCAUUGUGCACCCCCAGAAGAAGGGAAUGGAAAAUCACUCCUGUGUACUUUCUACUUAAAAACUCAUUUGCUGAAGAAUGCAGAAGACAAGAAUAUCCUCCAUCAGGACCAAGAUUUAAAGGAAAGAUUCCAACCUACAUCAUCAAUCUUGACUUGCCACCCAGUGAGAGAUGGACCCAAUUAGCACAUGACAAACAAACAGAGCUAACGGGUGUACUGCAAACCUUGAAAAAAAUGUUGGCUUCAUUUGCCCCCACUGAAAAAUUCAUAGCAGCACUAGAAUCUAAAUUCGCUUGGAUUGGGUCCACCCUUCCCUAUCCUUUCAAUGAAGAGAUCAAAGGCAUUGCGUCUGCUAUUAAUGCUCCUUUAGGUGACAUCGUUGUGUUCAAUAUCUUUUAUGAAAUCUUCACAGUGUGCACCUCAAUAGUAGCAGAAGAUAGCUCAGGCAAGCUGUAUCACGCCAGAAAUCUUGAUUUUGGACUGUUUCUUGGGUGGGAUGUAAAAAAUAGUACCUGGUCUACCACAGAAUUACUGAGGCCAUUAAUGGUGUCCUUGGAUUUUCAGAGGAACAAUAAAACGGUGUUUAAGUCUUCGAAUCUUGCUGGUUAUGUGGGAAUGAUAUCUGGUGUCAAACCAGGCAUUUUUACUCUAACCAUGAACGAGCGGUUCAGUGUUGAUGGAGGUUACAUUGGACUCUUUGAGUGGAUCCUUGGCCAAAGAGAUGGUUGGUGGAUGAGUUUCCUCACUAGAAAUCUAUUGGAAAACAGUACAAGUUAUGAAGAUGCAAAGGAGAAACUGACAAACACAAAACUGCUGGCUCCAGCUUAUUUCAUCCUGGCAGGAAACAAAUCAGGAGAGGGAUGCAUUAUUACACGUUCUCGGACGACUGCCUUAGACAUUUGGAACUUGGACUUAAAAAGAGGCAUUUGGUAUUUGGUGGAAACCAAUUACGAUCGCUGGAAGGAUCCAUUUGUUCUGGAUAACCGGAGAGAUCCUGCAAUGAAAUGCUUGAACCAAACAAAGCAAGAGAACAUCUCAUUGCCAGCUAUAUUCAACAUUCUCUCCACAAAACCUGUCCUCAACAAGUUGACUGUGUCUACAACAUUGUUGGAGGUUUCGGAAGGCCACAUAGAAAGUUACCUGAGGGACUGCCCGACUCCUUGUAGUCCCUGGUGAGGAUUUUCCUGUGGAAUUAGAUUGAAGUGAGAUGGAUGCUAUCCCUGGAUAAAGAAGGCUGACACUGCCAAGAGCUUCUGUAGCCUGCUGUGGUUUACGAAACAGCCUUCUAGGCCUGUGUGCAUCUCAACCAGUUGCAGCUCAAACAACCAAAUUGACAAGUUGGGACCCUUUCUUAAGAUCCUGCUUUCAAAUGCCUACUGUUUAUGUAUGAAAAGUAAAACAGUUAACUUUGGAUCCCUGUUUCUUUAUCCUACACGUUUACUUGGAAGAUAAAUCCCACUUUGUUAAGAGAAGCUUAUUUCCAAGCUUAGCAUGCAUAGAAUUGUAGUCUGAGGGAGAGGGAGGCUCGAAAACGGCACGCCACCGAUUCCAGCUACAGUUUUCAAGGCAUGGGUGCCUAAUCUGGAACAUAGGUAACACAAAGAGCUUCAGCUCUUGGUGUUCUUGGCCAGCAUUCCCUAUCUCCUUGUUCCUCUGCCCUCUAUUCUGCAGUUUUGUAAAUUAGAAGGGAAAUCAUGUGAAAGCACAGGGAAUCAAUUGUGUUUGCAGUAACAUCUGCAUUGAACUGAACUUCUCUUGGGUGGUACAGUUGCUAAAAUUUGGGACACCAUUGCUUUUCCUAGUAACUAACCAAGGUUAUGAAUGUUUCAAUACUGCUAGUCAGUAUUAAGAUUGUACCUUUCACAUGUUCUUAAUCAUUUUACAAUAAAAAUACUAAGGAGGAAGUAA